Molecule: messenger RNA, 327 nt
Organism: Arabis nemorensis
Lineage: Eukaryota; Viridiplantae; Streptophyta; Magnoliopsida; Brassicales; Brassicaceae
Source: the annotation of a GenBank genome assembly
AUGGCUUCUUCCUCAGAGUCCAGAGGGUUGGAGCUUCCGCCGGAGUUGACGUGUUCGAUUCUGCUCCGUCUUAAGGUUGAAGAUAUACUCGUAAACGUUCAGAACGUAUGCAGAUCGUGGCGACGCGUCUGUAAAGACCCAUCGAUGUGGAGGAAAAUCAACCAUGUAAACCCCGAAUACAUGCAUGACCAUAACGAGGUCAGGCUCCGGGACGCCGUUGAUCGCAGCGAAGGCGGUUUGGUCGAAAUCAGGAUAAGGAACUUCGGUACCGAUUCUAUCCUCGCCUACAUCGCCGAUAGGUUCUCUCUCACUUUCGAUUGGUUUUAA